Pungitius pungitius (ninespine stickleback) is the source of this 2129-nucleotide messenger RNA. Its product is annotated as protein boule-like. Lineage: Eukaryota; Metazoa; Chordata; Actinopteri; Perciformes; Gasterosteidae. Gene Ontology annotation, cellular component: cytoplasm. Bases 188 to 1216 code for a protein of 342 amino acids. The transcript is spliced from 11 exons. Gene Ontology annotation, molecular function: translation activator activity; mRNA 3'-UTR binding. The record is from RefSeq and is a predicted model, not a curated record. Gene Ontology annotation, biological process: 3'-UTR-mediated mRNA stabilization; positive regulation of translational initiation.
GGGGCGCGAUAGCGGCCGCCUCGGGCUUCGUGCGGAUCAGCGGCAGGGUGAGGUCGACCAGUGGAGGGUUUUUCACAAACGUGUUCGUGAGCCCAAACAGUAGCGAUACAUACAUAACUUUUUUAGGGGGCAUGGUUCUCUCGUCUUUGUAACCCGCGUCCGUCUUUAAGAGGCUAAAGUUGUCCCGAUGAAUGUUGCCAUGGAAGCGGAGAACCAAAACGAGAUGUUUAAGUCCACAAGCAGCUGUCCAUCCCAGAACAGCAGCAGCUCCUCCAGCCCAGAAGUGUUGCCUCCAGAGAAUGACAGCUGGACCCAGCACUCCCCCCGCCCCGGCACGGCCAGCUCCCGCCCCGGCACUGUUAUCCCCAAUCGCAUUUUUGUCGGGGGAAUCGAUUGCAAGGUGAACGAGAGCGACCUGCUACACGUCUUCUCUCAACAUGGUGCAGUAAAAGAGGUGAAGAUUGUGAUCGAUCGCACAGGGAUGUCGAAGGGAUAUGGCUUUGUUACAUUUGAGACCCAAGAUGAUGCAUUGAAAAUCCUUCAUGAUGCUAAUGGAAUCAGUUUUAAAGACAAGAAGCUCAGCAUUGGUCAGGCCGUCCGCAGGCAGCACGCUUCGGCACAAACGAAGAGUUCCCCCGUGACCGCCCUCGACUGCGCCGUGCCGCGUCCGAUUUCCUGGGGCCCCGCGUGCGCAGACGCUCCGUACUUCUGCCACAACGGGGUGACCUACUUCCACUGCCCCAACGCGAGCCCUCUUCCCCACCGCUGGCCCCCCGCCCCUCCGGUGACGCUUCCUGGGCCCCAUCUGCCCGUCUACCAGCAACCAGCCUAUCACCACCACCACCAGUGUGCCCCAAACCAGUACCAGUGGAACGUCGUCCCGGCGCCGAUGCCCCAGAGUCCCGUGGUGUACUCCCCGCCGUCAGAGUAUCUGGGCCCGGCCCAGCCUCCUCUACCCGUGAUGGAGGACGCCGCGCCAGAGUUUGUGGAGCCGGCCGUGCUGCAGGUUUACCCGCAGUACCCUCAAAGAGCGGACGGCAUGACUCCUUUUGUCCUGCAACUCGACCCAAGAAAGAACGCGGUGUUUCCGCACGCGCAGGUCCAUCCCAAGGCAAAGUGCCGCCACUUCACCCCCCACAAAGACCACUACUACCUGCCAGAGGACACUGCGCCUCCAGAGGCCUCCAUGCUUUGCACUCAUCAGCCGCUCAUGUAGCGCAAACAGUCCCCGACACCACAAGCCCCCGAACCGCCUGCUUCUCCAUUAGGUCAUCCGUCGAUGCGGUCAGCUGUCUAACCUGUGCCUCACAACAUGGCGUGUUUUACUGCUCUCAGGUCUGUUCCCGUGUUGGGGUUUGCACGACGCUGCAGUGGCUCACGCUGCAUUCUGUACAUAACGGUAGUUAUUCUCCUCCUCCUCAAACCAAAAUUAGACGCGAGUUUAGCUGUAAACCAUUUACUGUGGUCAUUUUGAUAAACUGCCAUCUGAUAUGAUAUGACAUUUUCUUAAUGGAGCCCAACGAAUGUCUUAAGCUCUUCAGCAUUUAAAUUGAUUUUAACCAACAAAAUUCAAACUUUUUAUAUUCUUUUUAGAAACUCAAUUGAAUUUCAAACGUUAAAAAUGCACAAUAUCGAGCAAGUCAUUUCAAACAAUUCAUUUUUAUAAAACCAACUUAAACCGUAACGAGUACGUUUACGCUCAGAUCAUAAAGCCAUCAUGCACAGCGUCAUGCACACGCAGGAUGGAGCUGAGAAUAUCUUUCUUUUUUACCUCGCUGUGCGUCCGGAGGGGAUCAGUGAUCACAAUGAUUUUGGAGGAUAUGAAGAGGGCCGCCUUGCUGACCUCAGAUCAGUGUAGAGAUGGAUAAGUCAUCCUGCAGGAUGCGCUAAACUGACUUUAACCUUUCAGGAUCUUCUGAUUCACACAAACAUUUUUAACGACAAUGACGCAGCGUUGUGGCUGGACGAAGGUCUUGAUCAGUUGAAAACACGGUCCAAUUAGUUUAUAAUAAUAAUAAUAAUAAUAAUUAAAAACUAGAAGAAGAAACAAGUCAUUAUUCAGCCAGUUAUCCAUGAACGAGGAGGGAUCAUUUAAUAUUUAGAAAUCCAUAAUAGAUCAGAUUACAGAU